Molecule: messenger RNA, 2452 nt
Organism: Chenopodium quinoa (quinoa)
Lineage: Eukaryota; Viridiplantae; Streptophyta; Magnoliopsida; Caryophyllales; Amaranthaceae
Product: protein tesmin/TSO1-like CXC 5
Exons: 8
Coding region: 328-2022 (564 amino acids)
Biological process (GO): regulation of DNA-templated transcription
Cellular component (GO): nucleus
Source: RefSeq, a predicted model, not a curated record
CAGGGAUGUAUAACACUCUGAGAGGGAGGAAAUGCCAUGCCCACUUAAAACUCACUUUCUCUCUCCUCAAUCUCUCUCAUCACCGGCAUCAAAACGACGCCGUUUAACAAAUUUUUCCGUCUUCUCCGGCGGUUUUUAUUGCGUCGGAAUACGCUGAUUCUGUCGGAGCUGUUUUUCCGACGUUUUCCAGUUUUUGAGGUUUCAGGUUUUCUGUAAUUGCUAAAUUAGAAAGAGGAAAAUCUGUGAAAUUUUUGGAUGUUUUGGUUUACAAUCGGAAUAAUUUGAAGAAUUUGGCUUAGAAAUUGAGAAAUUUGGAGGUAAUUUGGUAUGGAAAUAGGAGAAAUGGCGGCGGUAACGGCGGCGGCACCGUCUUCAUCAUCAUCGGAAUUUGCGCCGAAGAAGUUAGCUCGGCAAUUGGAUUUUACGCCGAAUUUACUCGCUCCGGUUCAUCAAUCGCCGGUUCAGGCUGUUCAACGAGCUGUACAUCCUGCACCUAGGCCGCCGGCAUUGGCGGCGACAGUCAAGCCAGAGUCACAGAGUCCUCAACCACAAGCUACUGUUCCUGAAGUCAAAGAUGGCACUCCGAAGAAGCAAAAGCAAUGCAAUUGCAAGAAUUCUAGGUGUUUAAAAUUGUACUGUGAAUGCUUUGCCUCUGGGAUUUAUUGUGAUGGAUGCAACUGCAUAAAUUGUCACAAUAAUGUGGAUCAUGAGCCUGCAAGGCAAGAAGCAAUUGGAGCAACCCUGGAGCGCAAUCCUAAUGCAUUCAGACCUAAGAUUGCAAGUAGUCCACAUGGAUCCCGAAUGAAUAAGCCAGAAACGGGGCCAGCACAACUGGUGGGAAAACAUAACAAGGGGUGCAAUUGUAAAAAAUCAGGGUGCCUCAAGAAGUACUGUGAGUGCUUCCAAGCAAAUAUUCUUUGUUCCGACAAUUGUAAAUGCAUUGAUUGCAAGAAUUUUGAGGGAAGUGAAGAGAGAAGAGCUCUCUUCCAUGGUAGCAGCUACAAUACCAUGAUAUAUCAAGCGGCAAACGCAGCAAUCAAUGGUGCAAUUGGGUCCUCUGGGCCAUCUGGCUAUAGUAACUCUCCAGGAUCAAGAAAGAGGAGAAGUCAAGAGCUCUUCAUUGGCAUGUAUAAUAAUCAGCCUUUUUAUCGUAAUGCACAUUAUAUGCAGGGAAAUCAUGUGAAAUCUGCCCCUCCAACUCUUCCAUCCGAACCACCUGCUACUCGUGGGACCAGUUCCCCAGCUGCUUCAAAAAUCACAUAUAGGUCUCCACUAGCUGGUGUCAUUCAACCGCAGGACGUGAAAGAACUUUGUUCUCUUUUGGUGAUAGUCUCAAAGGAGGCAGCAAAGACUUUUGUAGAUAAAAACCGCAAUAUAGAUUAUCAAGAGAAGGAUGAAUCCAGGACUCAUGGCAGUUUUGAAAUAAAAGAGAAGGUGAAUGAGCAGAAAGAGUAUAAAAUGGAAAAAGGAGCUCUGCAGAAUCAUUCAACUGAUGAGCAAGCUGUUAGGAUUUGUCCAGAGAGUUCUGGGUUGGAUGAAAGUGAUGCACUUAAUGGAAGGCCAGCAUCUCCUGGAACAAUGGCACUGAUGUGCUAUGAACAGGAAACUGUACUGAUGGAAGAGAGUGCAAGAGGACCAACUGUCGAUAGCCAAAACACAGCUCCUGAUACAUCCAGUGAGCAGAAGGUCACAGAUUGUUUUGUGAAACAAGAGAGGGCAGUAUUGACCAACUUCCGUGAUUUUCUCAAUCGACUGAUAACUUGCGGUAGCAUUAAAGAAACAAUGUGUUCUUCCCAAGUGAGAGAUGAAGCAGGUAAUCAAGGACCAUCCUUAAAGACUGAUGCUUUCAAUAACAGGCAUCUCAGUAAUGGUGUCAUAAAGCCAUUUGCUUCGAUGGCUAACCAUACACCAGCCACAAGAACAGGCGGAGUUGCUUUUGGUUCCACUAAUGCUUUUAACCAGCAUAUGGGACUUCCUAUCGAAAAUGGCAUGUUAAAACCCAAGACGGAGAAAACUGUAUAGUACUUCUUGUCUGAAAUGGCAUAUAUAGAGUCCAGAUAUUCCACAACGUUUUCCAGAUCGAUGGCAAAGCAACUGACGGUUAGUUAAGACGUAAGAGUACCUUCUGUUAAUAACUGUUGAUUAUUGGUAAUAAAAUCAGUUCCACUGAUCCCACUUAUAUGUUAUAUCACGCUGUGAUAUGAAGUUAUGAACUUAUGAUAGAUCUGUAACAUAUGUUCAGUAACAUUACUUCCGUUCUUUCAUAAUCUACGGAGUACUUAAUUACUAUAAGUUCGUAGCAUGAGAAAAUUUUGUAAAAGGUGAAACAAUUAUAUAUAUUAAACCGUAGUUUUAUAUGAGAUCAUGUGCUCACUUGAAUACGAAGUAUGAGUACAAAAUUGCACAAAGCAAAGGCGUUUUUGUGUAAUUAGUCCAUGGCCAAUUAGCCAUU